AGUUCCGGGUCACGGUGUCCGGGAGCUGAUGGUGCUGUUAGAGAGCGACUCGUUCCUAACGGAGCUGACGCGGCUUUUCCAGAAAUGCCGGGGUUCAGGCAGUGUCUAUCUGACCAUGAAGAAAUAUGACGGUCGGACAAAACCAGUGCCGCGGAAGGGAAACCCUGACCCCUUUGAACCCGCUGAAAACAAGUGCCUGCUGCGAGCCACAGACGGCAAGAAGAAGAUCAGCACGGUGAUAAGCUCCAAAGAAGUGAAUAAAUUUCAGAUGGCAUACUCGAACCUGCUGCGAGCCCACAUGGACGGUUUGAAGAAGAAGGACAAGAAGAGCAAAACCAAGAAGACUAAAGCAACUCAGUGAGGGGGACGGUGACACCAGACACCAUGAGCCUCGAUCCCCACACACCUGUGACCAAACCCUUUCUUGGGCAAUUCAAAUGUGCUGCGUUAUACGUUUAAUUUUAUUUGGUGGAAUGGGAGGUGGGGGGGGGGUGGAAUAUCAGAUUGGUUGAUAUUUCUGCCAUUCAGUGACUUCACGGGAGUUGGGUUUAGCCUUGUUCUGGGCUGUGUUAAUCUUUCAUUGAAGGACAAAGCAAAGAGAUGUUUGGGGGAAGUGUAGAAACAUCAGGUUUGUGUUAUGUGUGCAAAUGCAUGUGUUGGUCUGAGAAGGGCCUGUUUUCUGACUAGAUUUGGAAGAUUAAUUUCUGAAUUCUUUUGCAAAUCUGUUCACUGACUCCCAUUAAAGUGCUUCUCAAGCUUCCCCCCCACCC
Messenger RNA from Callorhinchus milii (elephant shark), 770 nucleotides. It is a transcript of the gene srp14, whose product is annotated as signal recognition particle 14. Gene Ontology annotation, biological process: SRP-dependent cotranslational protein targeting to membrane. Gene Ontology annotation, cellular component: signal recognition particle, endoplasmic reticulum targeting. The record is from RefSeq and is marked provisional. Gene Ontology annotation, molecular function: endoplasmic reticulum signal sequence receptor activity; 7S RNA binding. Lineage: Eukaryota; Metazoa; Chordata; Chondrichthyes; Chimaeriformes; Callorhinchidae.